AUGUGUUGCGUCACAACUGACGUCAACUUCAACUGCGUUCUGGGGUCCGACUCAGAUGACGAAUGCGAUGACGACCAGGUUCUCUACAACUUGGCGAUCGAUGCCACCACUUGGCUUUCAUACUGCAGAAUCGCCGGCGAUGACGCAAGAAAAUAUCACUACAGGCAACAGCGGCGUAUACGACGUUUUCCUUUCUCAAGGAACGGUCACAUGUUUAUGAUGGAGGCCAUGGGCGAGAAUAGUAAGAUGUGCUUUCAAGAAUUCCGUAUGUAUCCUUCAAUGCUUCGACAUUUCGCUCAUGUGUUGCGCGAUGAGCAUGGGCUACGUAUGAACCAGCAUGUUGACAUCUACGAGCAAGUUGGCAUGUCCUUAUGCAUAUUAGCGCACGGGAAGGGAUAUCGACAGGUGACAACAAUUUUCAACCAUUCAUUGGAAACUGUAUGUCACUACGUUAAAGAGGUUCUACAUGCGGUCGUUGCGCUUUCAGCGCGCAUGAUUCGUCCCAGAUACUCUGGCAAUACACAUGAUGCGUGCAUGCUAGCACGUGCUAUCCAUGAUCCGGAAAUACAUUUCCCAUUACCGGCCCCAGGAAAGUACUAUUUAGUUGACUCCGGGUUUGCUCAUCGGCCUAGGUAUAUGGCCCCCUACAAAGGGUCUGACAUACUUUACCAUUUCCAGCAGUUUCGAGACGAGAGAACGGGACGUCGUCGUAGAUUUCAAAAUGCACGAGAGAAGUUUAACUUCAGGCACUCGUCCUGCAGAAAUGUCAUUGAACGUGCGUUCGGUGUGUGGAAAGAAAGGUGGAAGAUCUUGGAUCGCAUGCCUAGCUACCCGUUCCGAACGCAAGUAGCCAUUGUAGUUGCGACGAUGGGAAUACAUAAUUUCAUGAGGCGUUCAGGAGUGGUUGACGCUGCGUUCACGAGAGCGGAGGUGGAUGAAAAUGUAGCUGAGGUGGAGCUUCCCAACGUAGAAGAUGAAACACAGGCCGAAAUACAUGCACCGAAAAUACAACGAAGUGAGUGGGACAGACUUCGAGAUUAUAUGGCGCAGCAGCCAUGA
Messenger RNA from Olea europaea var. sylvestris, 1059 nucleotides. RefSeq lists its product as uncharacterized. The transcript has 2 exons. The coding region runs from base 1 to 1059 and encodes 352 amino acids. The record is from RefSeq and is a predicted model, not a curated record. Lineage: Eukaryota; Viridiplantae; Streptophyta; Magnoliopsida; Lamiales; Oleaceae.